CAGACCCGAGACGACGCUGUGGCCAAGCGCUGCGAUACUGGGGAUACAUACAUACCGCAUAUUUCUCUCUAUACAGUCAGAUCUCUGACUACACUUCAACGUUGGUGAAGAACUUCCAAAACGAGGCGAUUUUUUUUUUGGUUUCUUGGAUCCGGAUAACCUCUGUGGCUCUCCAUCAUCCGUCGUCCGUUCAUCUGAAUCUCGGUCCAAUGACGAGUUUUAACGUGGAUUAUCGACACCGCACAUGUUACAUGGAGAUAAAAUAAAGAGGACAAAUAAGUGCUGCGGGACAAACUGAAGGAGGGAUCUCCUGGGUCUUUUUCUGCCGUGUGUCUGGUAAUAUCAAUUACAUAUGUGGAGCGGUCGAGGGGAUUUUCGUGAUUUUUUACGCGUGCGGGGUAGAUCAGUGACCACUUGAAUCACGUCUCCCCCUUGGUUUGCCUCCCCUCCUUUCUCCCCCUUUAGGUGUGAAAUCGAUCUUCUCAGACAGAGACUCUGAACCCCUCGGUCCCCGCAUGACAUGGUUCAGUCCAGCUGCGAGAUCCGAGCCUCCUCCAUGCAUUGGGAUUUUUCUCAGCUCCGACACCGAGUGAAUCUCCCUUUUUUGACCAUCUGAGAAGUAUCGUGCCUGCCAGACCCGAGAGAAAAAGCCCUGCCAUGACCGCCGCUUCAAACCGGGACGGAGCAACGGGACUUGUGAGGAGACCGGAAUGCGCAUGCAGGAAAGGGGACGGAAUACGGAUUUUUGCUCUAAUGAAGGCGGGAGUGCAGGCGCACCAUUGGAGCCGGGUGCUGUUCUUAUAUAUGGGGCUACUGGCCGCCUCAGUAAAGGCUCAGAACUGCAGUUACACACUACACAGUCCCAAUGGGACGAUAGAGAGCCCAGGCUACCCUUACGGUUAUCCUAACUAUGCCAACUGUACAUGGGUGAUCGUGGCGGCGGAGCACAACCGGAUACAGCUGGUGUUUCAAGGCUUCGCCCUCGAGGAGGACUUUGACAUCUUGUCUGUAUAUGACGGGCCACCCAGCCCGGGGAACCUGCGGACGAGGUUAACAGGGUUCCAGCUGCCUUCACCCAUUGUGAGUACAGGCUCCAGGCUCACACUGUGGCUACUGUCUGACUACGCAGUCAGUGGGCAGGGAUUUAAAGCUGUCUACGAAGCUCUGCCCAGCUACACUUGUGGUAAUCCUGGACAGCUACUCAAUGGCCACCAGCAGGGGUCCACGUUCAACAUAGGGGACAAAAUCCGCUACAGCUGCAGCCCAGGCUACGUGCUGGAGGGUCACACCACCCUGUCCUGCCUUGCCACCUCAGCGGGGACUGCUGCCUGGGAUUUUCCCCUUCCCUACUGCAGAGCAGAUGAUGGGUGUGGCGGGACACUGCGGGGCCAGAGUGGGGUGAUCACCACCCCCAAUUACCCAGCUGAGUACAACAACAACGCUGACUGCACCUGGACUGUGCUGGCUGAGCCAGGAGACACCAUUGCCCUGGUUUUCUCUGACUUUCAGCUGGAGGACGACUAUGACCUGCUGGAGGUCAGCGGCACUGAGGGCUCUUCACAGUGGUUCACUGGCCCCAACCUUCCCUCACCCAUCAUUAGCAGCAAGAAUUGGCUCCGACUGCACUUUACCUCUGAUGGCAACCACAAGUUAAGAGGUUUCAGCGCCCAGUAUCAAGUGAAGAAGAUGACUGAACUGAAGUCUCGUGGUGUAAAGAUGUUGCCGAGCAAAGACAACCACCACAAGAUAUCAGUGUUGUCUCAGAUGGGUGUAGCGCAGGGACACAACAUGUGUCCAGACCCGGGGAUCCCGGAUCGGGGAAAAAGAAAAGGCUCAGACUUCAGGCGAGGAGCCACGGUGCAUUUCUCCUGCGACGAAGGUUAUGAACUGCAGGGCUCAAAGAGCAUCAGUUGUCUCAGAGUGACUGACAGCUAUGUAGGCUGGAGUGACGACCGGCCCAUAUGCAGAGCACCAAUGUGUGGAGGUCAGUUGAGAGGACCCAGUGGUGUCAUCACAUCCCCAAACUACCCAGUCCAGUACGACAACAAUGCGAACUGCACUUGGGUCAUCACAGCCACAGACACAUCAAAGGUGAUCAAGCUGACAUUUGAGGAUUUUGACCUGGAGCGAGGCUAUGACACUCUGACGGUGGGAGACGGCGAGGUGGUGGGAGACCAGAAGACCAUCUUCCACGUCCUGUCUGGCACCACCACUCCAGACCUUGUGGUUAGCACCAGUCACCAGAUGUGGCUCAACUUCAAAACAGACGACACCAGCGGCUCCCUGGGAUUCAAGGUUUCCUAUGAAGAAAUUGACCAAGGCAGCUGUGGAGAUCCUGGAAUCCCUGCUUACGGCAAACGGGAGGGGACAGGAUUUCGUCACGGGGACAGACUGUACUUUGAGUGUCUGCCCGCCUUUGAGCUGGUGGGGAAGAAGAACAUCACCUGUCAGAAGAACAACCAGUGGUCAGCGAAGAAACCCAGCUGCGUCUUUUCCUGUUUCUUCAACUUUACCACUCCAUCCGGGGUGCUGCUGUCUCCCAACUACCCUCAGGAGUACGGCAACAAUAUGCACUGUGUAUGGCUGAUCAUCACCAAUCCUGAGAGCCGCAUCAAUCUGGCCUUCAAUGACCUCAGCAUGGAGAAACAAUUUGACUUCCUCUCGAUCAAGGACGGUGGAAAGGCUGAGUCUCCUAUCCUGGGUACAUUUUCUGGUGAUGCGCUACCCCCUCCUAUAACAACCAGUGCCCACGUGGCCCGACUGGAGUUCCUGACUGACCACACCUACACAGACAGAGGCUUUAACAUCACUUUUACAACAUUUCGCCACAACGAGUGCCCAGACCCUGGUGUGCCAGUCAACGGGAAGCGCUUUGGUGAGAGCCUUCAGCUGGGCAGCUCCAUCUCGUUCCUGUGCGAGGAGGGCUUUGUGAAGACCCACGGCUCGCAAACCAUCUCUUGCAUUCUCAAGGACGGCAACGUGGUGUGGGAUAAUGCAGUUCCUCGCUGCGAAGCCCCAUGUGGAGGGGAUCUGAAGGCUCCCAGUGGGAUCAUCCUCUCCCCUGGCUGGCCAGAACUCUAUAAGGAGGCUCUUAACUGUGAAUGGAUCAUUGAGGCUCCUCCAGGCUACCCAAUCAAGAUCAUCUUCGACAAGUUCCGCACAGAGGUCAACUAUGAUGUCCUGGAGGUGCGGGAUGGACGUUUUCCCUCCUCACCUCUAAUUGGUAGUUACCAGGGUACCCAGGUUCCUCAGUUCCUCAUAAGCACCUCCAACUUUCUGUAUCUCCUCUUCUCGACCGACAAGAGCCACUCUGACAUCGGCUUCCGCAUUCGUUACGAAACCCUGCAGUUGCAGUCGGAUCACUGCGUGGACCCUGGUAUACCUGUCAACGGACAGCGGCACGGCAAUGACUUCUACGUGGGCGCUUUGGUGACAUUUAGCUGUGACGCGGGGUACACACUUAGUGACACAGAGCCCUUAGAAUGUGAACCCAAUUUUCAGUGGAGCCGCCCCCUGCCUAGCUGCGAUGCAUUGUGUGGAGGUUAUAUCCAGGGCAACUUUGGCACCAUCCUGUCACCUGGCUUCCCAGACUUCUACCCACACAACCUGAACUGCACGUGGAUAAUCGAGACCUCCCAUGGCAAAGGUGUCCAGUUCACUUUCCACACCUUCCACCUCGAGAGCCCUCACGACCAUUUGCUGGUGACAGAGAACGGCAGCUUCUCUCAGCCUCUGUGGAGACUGACGGGCUCAACACUGCCUCCACCUCUCAGCGCAGGCCUGUUUGGAAACUACACGGCUCAGAUCCGCUUUCUCUCUGACUUCUCCGUUUCCUACGAGGGAUUCAACAUCACUUUCUCCGAGUAUGAUUUGGAGCCAUGUGAGGAUCCUGGCAUCCCACCCUACAGUACUAGAAAGGGACUACAGUACGGAGUGGGUGACGCCCUCAUCUUCUCCUGUUUCCCGGGUUACCGACUCGAGGGUCCGGCGAGGGUGAUUUGCUUGGGGGGCAGGAGGCGGGUGUGGAGUUCCCCUCUGCCAAGGUGUGUUGCUGAAUGCGGCUCAUCCGUGACUGGCAUGCAAGGGGUGCUGCUCUCACCCAACUACCCCGGUUACUACGGCAACAACCACGAGUGCAUCUACUCCAUCCAGACGCAGCCUGGCAAAGGCAUCCAGCUACGAGCACGAGACUUCAGACUGGAGGAGGAUGACAUACUCAAAGUCUUUGAUGGCAGCAGUAAUAAGGCUCGUCUGCUGGGGGUGUUUACCGGGAGCGAGCUGCUAGAGACAACCCUGAACUCCACCUCCAGCUCCAUGUGGCUGGAGUUCAUCAGCAAUUCAGAUAACACCAGUAAAGGCUUUGAACUGCACUUCAUUAGUUUCGAGCUGGUGAAAUGUGAGGAUCCAGGUGUUCCCCAGUUUGGCUACAAGCGGGAGGACAAAGGUCAUUUUGCAGGGAGCACUGUGUCUUACAGCUGUGACCCUGGCUAUACACUGAAAGGCCCCGAGGUGCUUACCUGCCUGAGGGGGGAAAGGAGGGCAUGGGACAGCCCCCUCCCACUCUGCGUUGCCGAGUGCGGGGGCAACAUCAAGGAAGAGCUCUCUGGUCGUAUCCUAUCUCCAGGCUACCCAGCUCCUUAUGAGCACAACCUGCACUGCAUGUGGACCAUUGAGGCCGCCCCUGGAAGCACUAUUAGUCUGCAUUUCCUGGUUUUCCACACGGAGGAGGUCCACGACGUGCUUCGGAUCUGGGAUGGGCCCCAAGAUGGAGGGGUCCUGCUGAGGGAGCUGAGUGGCUCAGUGCUGCCCCCGGAUGCCCACAGCACCUUCAACACUGUCAGCCUGCAGUUCACCACGGACUUCUUCACCAGCAAGCAGGGCUUUGCUCUGCAGUUCUCUGUCUCCACUGCAACCUCCUGCAAUGACCCAGGCAUGCCUACUAAUGGGACCCGCGGUGGCGACAGCAGGGAACCAGGGGACCAUGUGGUGUUCCAGUGUGACCCUGGCUACAUCCUGCAGGGGGCCAACAGGAUCACCUGCACUGAGAUCAACGGCCGCUUCUUCUGGCAGCCAGACCCUCCAACAUGCACAGCUCCAUGUGGUGGAAACCUGACAGGUCCCAGUGGGCUGAUUCUGUCUCCAGACUAUCCUGAGCCUUACCCCCAUGGUAGGGAGUGUGACUGGACAGUCACUGUCACACAGGACUACGUCAUCGCUCUCAGCUUCAACCAGUUUAGCUUGGAGCCCAGUUAUGACUUCUUACAUAUCUACGAUGGGCCGGACUCCCUCAGCCCCUUGCUGGGCAGUUUCUAUGGCACAGACGUUCCAGAUCGCAUUGAGAGUAGCUCCAACACGCUCUUCUUGGCUUUCCGCAGCGACGCCUCCCUCAGCAGCAAUGGAUUUGUGCUGCAGUACACAGAGAACCCCAGGGAGUCUUGCUUCGAGCCGGGCCUGGUGCGCAAUGGGACUCGGGUGGGUGCCGACCUCAAGCUUGGCUCCACUGUCACCUACCACUGCGACAGUGGCUACACACUAGAGGGAGACCCAACCCUCACUUGCAUCAUGGGGGGAGACGGCAAGCCGAGCUGGAACAAACCCAAACCCAUCUGCAUUGCUCCAUGUGGUGGACAGUACUCAGGUUUGGAGGGAGUGGUCUUGUCUCCUGGUUACCCUGGCAACUACAGCAGUGCACGGACCUGUCUGUACUCCGUGGUGGUGCCCAAAGAUUACGUGGUCUUCAGUCAAUUCGCCUUCUUCCAGACAGCUCUGAAUGACAUUGUGGAGGUUUAUGAUGGAGCGACACAGCACUCCCGGGUUCUCAGCUCCCUUUCCGGAGCACACACAGGCGAGUCGUUGCCACUAGCAACCUCCAACCAAAUCCUGAUCCGCUUCACCUCCAAAGGCCAAUCCAGCUCUAGAGGAUUCCACCUGGUAUACCAGGCUGUGCCACGGACCAGUGCCACCCAGUGCAGCUCGGUCCCUGAGCCCCGCAAUGGCCGCCGUAUGGGUAACAACUUUGCUGUUGGCGCUGUGAUCCGCUUUGAGUGCAGUCCAGGUUAUAUGCUGGAGGGAUCGAGCGCCAUUGAAUGUUUGACAGUUCCCAAUGCCCUGGCACAAUGGAACAGCUCCAUACCCAGCUGUAUAGUUCCAUGUGGAGGCAACUUGACCCACAGAACUGGCACCAUCUUAUCUCCUGGCUUUCCUGAGCCGUACCUCAACAGCCUCAACUGUGUCUGGAAGAUCACUGUUCCUGAAGGAUCAGGGAUCCAGAUCCAGGUAAUCAGCUUUGUCACAGAGCAGAACUGGGACUCGCUGGAGGUGUUCGACGGAGGAGACAACACCGACACUAUGCUUGGCAGCUUCUCAGGCACCACGGUUCCAGCUCUCCUCAACAGCACCUCCAACCAACUCUACCUCCACUUUUUCUCUGAUAUUAGUGUGUCUGCAGCUGGAUUCAGGCUGGAAUACAAAACGGUGUCUCUGACCAACUGUCCAGAGCCUGUGGUUCCUAUGAAUGGCAUCAAGGUUGGGGAGCGUCUUCAGAUGAAUAACGUGGUGUCUUUCCAGUGUGAACCGGGAUAUACUUUACAGGGGAACUCGCACAUCACCUGUAUGCCUGGAACCGUCAGACGAUGGAACUACCCACCUCCCCUCUGCAUUGCUCAAUGUGGCGGGAUCCGGGAAGAGAUGGAGGGCAUGAUUCUCAGCCCAGGUUUCCCUGGCAACUACCCUAGCAACAGUGACUGUACCUGGAGAAUCUACCUGCCGGUUGGUUAUGGAGCCCACCUUCAGUUCCUCAACUUCUCCACCGAGGCCAACCAUGAUUUCCUUGAGAUUCGCAACGGUCCCCUUGAUACAAGCGCGGUGAUUGGUCGCUUCAGCGGCCAGGAUAUUCCCUCCUCCCUUCUCACCACCUCCCACGAGACCACAGUAUAUUUCCACAGUGACCACUCACAGAACAAGCCGGGGUUUAGAUUCGAGUACCAGGCUUACGAGCUACAGGAGUGCCCCGAUCCAGAGCCUUUCCGUUACGGCGUGGUGGUGGGCGCUGGCUUCAACGUGGGCCAGUCUAUUUCCUUUGAGUGUCUGCCCGGGUAUCAGCUGAUGGGACAUUCCAUCCUCACUUGUGAGCACGGCACCACCCGCAAUUGGGAUCACCCGUUCCCUCGCUGCGAAGUGCCUUGCGGUGGGAACAUCACAUCAGACAAUGGGACCAUCUUCUCCCCGGGUUACCCAGAGGAAUACCCCAGCUCAGCUGACUGCUCCUGGCUGAUUACCGUGGCCCCUGGCUUCGGCAUCAAAAUCAACUUCACCCUGCUGCAAGUUCACGGGCCGCACGAUUUCAUCACUGUCUGGGAUGGUCCACAGGAAACAACCAGGAAACUAGGAGUGUUCACUGAUGGUGAGCCCAAUGACCCGCCCAGCAGCACGUCAAAUCAGGUGCUGAUACGUUUCCGUAGUAACACAGAGAAAGGUGGACUAUUCCGUAUCAGCUAUCAAGCUUACAGGCUGCAGUUCUGCCUGCCUCCCCCCAUCAUUCCGAAUGCAGAGAUCCUGAUGGCAAGCAAAGAGUUUAAAAUUGGUGAUAUAGUGCGCUACCGAUGUCUCCCAGGCUACCAGUUAAGUGGAAACAGCAUCCUGACCUGCCGGUUGGGGACACACUUGGAGUUUGAGGGUCCGCCGCCCUCAUGCGAUGUGACUUGUCCCAUGAAUGAGGUACUGACAGCUUCCACAGGUGUCAUCAUGAGCCAGUCGCCAGGCAGCGGCUUCCCCCAUUUUGAGUCCUGCUCCUGGGUGGUCAAAGUGGAACCUGGCUACAACAUCACCUUCACCAUAGAGCACUUCCAGACCAGCCGACAGUUUGAUGAGCUUGAGAUCUUUGAUGGCCCAUCCAGACAGAGCCCACUCCUGAUUACCCUCAGUGGUAACUAUUCCAACCCACUGAGCAUCACCAGCUCCAGUAACAAAGUCUACCUGCACUGGUCCUUCGAUCAUACUACCAGCCACAAAGGCUUUCGCAUACGCUACUCAGCGGCCUACUGCAGCCCUCCGAACAACCCUGUGAAUGGCACCGUGCACAGUCUGACAGGCACUAAGCUGGGCAGCACCCUACGCUUCAACUGUGACCAGGGCUUCCGGCUCAUUGGUCAGAGUAGUGCCACAUGCACCCGGACUGCACAGGGGACCAACCAGUGGAAUGCACCGGUACCACUUUGCCAAGUUAUGUCCUGUGGAAUGCCAGUGCCUCCGGUCAAUGGCAGUAUUGUAGGCCAGGAUUUCUCUCUAGGAGCCAGGGCCACAUACCAGUGUAAUCCAGGAUUUCGGCUUGCCGGGCCUGUCACCACCUCUGUGAUCUGCCAGGAGUCUGGGAGGUGGAGCCCCAUUGAGGCCCCACCCAGAUGUGUUCCGGUGACCUGCCCUGACAUCGGCCACUCUGCUGUGGAACAUGGGAGAUGGAGGCUGAUCUAUGGUACCCAAAACCAAUAUGAUGCUAUAAUGAUGCUCAUAUGUGACCCGGGAUAUUACUACAGGGGUCAAAGGGUCAUCCGCUGCCAGGCCAACAGCACCUGGAACUACCCAGAUCCACGCCCAGUCUGCGACAUCAUCUCAUGCGGGGACCUGGGGACUCCACCGAAUGGCAACAAGAUUGGAACACUUACCGUCUAUGGAGCCACUGCCAUUUUCUCCUGCAACACAGGAUAUACGUUGGUGGGCUCUCGGGUACGAGAGUGUAUGUCCAAUGGGCUUUGGAGUGGAACGCAGGUCCAGUGUCUCGCUGGUCAUUGUGGCACCCCGGAGCCUAUAGUGAAUGGACAGAUCAUUGGGGAGAAUUACAACUAUCGAGGCAGCGUUGUGUACCAGUGUAACCCAGGGUUUCGUCUCAUUGGGGUGUCGGUGCGAAUUUGUGAACAGGAUCACCGCUGGUCAGGACGCACUCCUGUCUGUGUCCCCAUCACAUGUGGUCAUCCCGGUAACCCUACCUUCGGUAUGACCCAAGGAACCCAGUUCAACUUAAAUGAUGCCGUGCGCUUUGUCUGCAAUAUUGGAUAUGUCCUGCAAGGGGCCGUAAAGUCUACCUGCCAGGCCAAUGGGCAGUGGAGCAACGCCCUUCCCAGGUGUAAAAUUGUGAACUGCACAGAGCCUGGUCAUGUAGAGAACAGCAUCAGGCAGGUACUGCCCAGCGGGCCUCAUCGCUACAGCUUCCAGACCACUGUGUCGUACCGCUGUAACCCGGGCUACUACCUGCUGGGCACCAGCUCCAUCUCCUGUCAAGGGGACGGUACCUGGGACCGCUCCCUGCCUAAGUGCCUGUUGGUGCUGUGUGACCGCCCCAGCAUGCCUCCCUACGCCCAGAUCUCCGGCGACCGUCGGACAGUAGGCUCAGUCAUCCGCUACAGCUGCAUCGGCCAGCGUACCAUCAUCGGCAACACGACUCGAAUGUGCCAGCUGGACGGCCAGUGGAGCGGCUCGCCACCACACUGCUCCGGCGAGUCUGCCGGGCUGUGUGGAGAUCCAGGCAUUCCUGUGCAUGGCAUCCGUCUGGGAGAAGAGUUUACAGUGGGCAGCGUUGUCCGCUUUAGCUGUGAGCCUGGUUUCAUGCUGAAGGGUUCGCCAGAGAGAACUUGUCUGGCCAAUGGGACCUGGCUGGGCACCCAACCUGAGUGUCAUGUGAUCUCCUGUGGCAACCCGGGAACUCCACGGAAUUCCCAGAUCCUGAUCCACGAUGGUUUAACGUUCUCCAGAUCCAUAACUUACGCUUGCAGGGAGGGCUACUACUCCACUGGCCUGCUUACCCGACACUGCACUGUUAACGGGACAUGGACCGGCAACAUGCCCGAGUGCUCUGUUAUCAACUGUGGUGACCCUGGAGUGCCAGCCAACGGGGUGAGGUUGGGCAAUGAUUUCACCUACAACCACACAGUGAGUUUCCAGUGUUCUCCUGGUUUCACCAUGGAUGCUGACCGCGCCUCGGCUCUUAUCUGCACCAAGGACCGCACCUGGAAUGGCACCAAACCCCAGUGUAAAGCGAUCGUAUGCGGUCCACCACCUGUCAUUCCUAAUGGACAGGUAGUCGGCACAGACUUCACCUGGGGCUCCAGCAUCAGCUACUCUUGCAACCAAGGUUACCAGUUGUCCCUGCCCACUGUGUUAACAUGUCAGGGCAACGGCAACUGGAGUGGAGAGAAACCCCAGUGCUUCCCUGUUUUCUGUGGAGACCCAGGGAUGCCAGCUCAGGGGAGGAGGGAGGACCGUGGAUUCACCUAUCUCUCCUCUGUCUCCUUCUCCUGUUACCCUCCCCUCGUCCUGGUGGGCUCUACCAGGAGAUAUUGUCAAUACGACGGCACCUGGAGUGGCACACAACCCUCUUGCAUAGAUCCCACUCACACUACCUGCGGAGACCCUGGCACUCCUCUCUUUGGAAACCAGAACAACAGCCAAGGCUACCAGAUCAGCGGCACUGUGUUCUUCAGCUGUAGAAAGGGUUACCUACUGCAGGGCUCCAUUUCUCGCACUUGUCUGCCCAACCUCACUUGGAGUGGUUUUCAACCUGAGUGCAUUGCCCACCACUGCAGCCAGCCCGAGCUGCCAGCCCAGUCUGAUGUGAGAGCCAUUGAACUGCCAUCCCUUGGCUACACGCUGAUCUAUACAUGUCAGCCUGGCUUCUACUUGGCUGGAGGAUCAGAGCAUAGGACCUGCAGAUCGGAUGGGAGCUGGACAGGGAAACCUCCUCUCUGUGCAGCUGAUAAUCGCCCAAGUGGUAAGAGCCCAGUGGGGACAGUGCAGGAGCCACCCUCCAAAUUACCAGUCCCUGGUGGUGUAUUCGCUAAAAACUCUCUCUGGAGGGGAUCCUAUGAGUAUUUGGGGAAGAAGCAGCCAGCCAUGCUCAGCAUCACUGCCUUUGAACCCGUCAGCAACCGGGUCAACGGGACACUCAUCGAUCACAGCGGAGUGGAACUCAAACUGGCCGGUACAUACAAGAAGGAGGAAGCUCAGCUGCUGCUACAGGUCCACCAGAUCAGAGGCCCUGUGGAGAUCUUUGUCAACAAGUUCAAAAUAGACAACUGGGCCCUGGAUGGACAUGUGUCCUACAUCUCUUCAUCCAACUCCUUUGUGUACCAGGGAUUUGUCAGAGGAAAAGGCUUUGGCCAAUUUGGUCUCCAGAGACUGGAGAGUUUAGAUCCCAGCAGAGACAACCCGGGCUACAACUUUGCGUCGAACAGCAGUUCAGUGGCGGCAGCCAUCCUAGUGCCUUUUAUAGCCAUGAUCAUUGCAGGCUUCGCUCUGUACCUCUACAAACACAGAAGAAGACCCAAAGUCCCCUUCAACGGUUACGUGGGCCAUGAGAACACUAACGGACGAGCUACGUUUGAGAACCCGAUGUAUGACCGCAACAUCCAACCCACUGACAUCAUGGCCAACGAGACAGAGUUCACAGUCAGCACAGUGUGCACAGCUGUAUAGCAACUGCUUCCUCCAGAGCCAGGGGAGGAGAAGUGCACCACAUCUUCGCCUGCCUGCCAACAGAGGACAUCCAUAGUUCCUUGAGCAGAGGGCAAGACAAAGAUUAUUUUAUUCGCUGAAAUACAUCCAAGAAACAUCUCCAGUGGCAAAGUCUCCUUCCUGCAGGAGGCGAGAAAAAAAAAAAGAAACCAUGUGAAGACAACACCGACUGUAACAAACGCCAACAACAAAAUGCUUUUUGUAACUUUACAUGGUUUCUUGAUCAUUUUCCAUAUUUCGAGGAAAAGCUUCCACCUGAAACUACAGCCGGCAGGAGUAACGCUGGAAGCAACGCUGUGAUGACUUUUCUCACCGCCCUCCGCCUAAACCCAAAGGGAAUUUUAUGGUCAACUUUAAGUCAAGAAAUUGACCUGUAGCUAACAGAGAUCUCUGUGCAAGUUAACUGUACGGCGGACAGCCCCGUCUCGGCCUGUGUGAGUCAAAGAGAGACAGUCUGGACUGUUUCGAUUCACUCUACUCUGUUUUCAUUUGCUUUUUUUAUUAUUUUUUUUUUUUGGGUUGUUGUUCUCUCUUUAUACGCUGCUUGCUUUUUGUGAUGAGUAAUUGGGAACCCUGUUUUUCCCCAACCGUCUUCUCCCGAGGCUUCUGAAAGGUUUCAUCAGUGGCCCCAAGUCUCUGGCUGAGGAUGAAUUAAAAAUUAAGUAAGUUUUGGAGGCCAUGUUGGAGACACACAUUCUGUCAUUACUUUUUGAGCUCGACUCUCGUCCUCCCUUUCUUUUUCUUUUUAAGCAGGGAUGAAAUUCUGCUUGCUGAGGCAGCUGUGUCCGGAGCAGGGGUUAAAAAGUAGCUAGGGCUGCUGAAAGAAAAGCACUUAGUGAGGGUGUAGAAAGAAUUAAUGUGUAAAUGUGAGCGAGAGAGACUGUGUGCAUAUAUGUGGUAGCUGCAUCCGCAAUCUACCCCAAAUAUCUCCUGUCUGUUUUGGCCCCAAAUUUACCACCAGACACACGACAGAUGUGUUGCUUAAAUUUCUCCAAAUUUAUUUUAUUUUAUUUAUUUAUUGUUUAAGGUACUGUGGGGAUUUGGUUUAAUGCUGACAAUGUAUAGCUCCACUGAGAAAACUAAAGGCAGUGUCGGUCUCUAGUUCCAGCUUUCAUCCGCUUCCUCUUUGUUUGCAGUGAUUCAUGUGUAAUCACUAAAUGUUUUUGUGUCUGGGAGAGACUGAAAAGAAAAUGUGGAUAGACAAAGCCACCUCUCUAACUGAUGCACCUACGUCAAAUGAGGCAACACUCAAACUUGCUUCACGUUAACAUCAGUUACGACUUUCCUGCCACUGUCGCUCUGAGGUGCUUGAGGAGAAAAAGACAUCGACACGGUCAAUGUAGGGACGGCAGUAUAUUUCCAUGGAUAUAUAAAGGCCUUGGGACCACAUCUCCUUAUUUUUUUUUUUACCUCCUUCAUUUUUCAAAAUCGGAACAAAGCUGUAGCACCAAGCAAGUUACAACGUGUGGCGCAUUUUCGUUUUUUUCCAAGUCUGAUGUCAAAUUCUCCGCUUUGACUUUCUUUUUUAAUCCUGGAUCACAUGUUUCUGCAGCUCAAAGGUGGUGCGUACUGUAUUUUCUCUGAGAUCAAGUUGCAGUAUGAGCUCCCUAAACUUGGCCCUAGGAAAGCGAAAGAUCAAAGUGUGGUCAUGUUUGAACUCCCUCGAAAAUGUACAACUCAAGGCGCUUGAGUCUGAAGAAUGGAUGAGUCAGUGAUGUGUUCCCCACUGGAUUACAUUCAGGCCUUUUCCUCCAAGUUAACUUCUGACAGCUCCAUCCUUUUUUUUUUUUUUUUUGAAACACAGUAGUGUUGCUUUGUUUUGGCUUCGCUCGUCAUGGAAAUGUUGCAGAAGGCUUCCUCAGAGCUGUGACAGCAGGGGAGCUGCUGGCAUACUGAUUACCCCCAUGCAUUAAAUUGGAAAUGAUAAAUGUGAUAAGGAAAAAAAAGUGUUUAUGCCUCUAAUGCUAAUACUCCUCAAAUCUGUGGCAUCCGGGGAGUGAUAUACCGAAAAUAUAGUUUUGAAGGAGCGACGCAGGAGGGAGCUGUCAUCAGCUAUAACAGCAGGACUCUACCAUGGCUGGUGAAUGACAUGCCUGAUGAGAAGAGAGAAUUUAAAGCAUUAAUACUGUUGUGACCCCUGUAACGUGUGUGUAAAAUGUGUAUGAGUCCUAUGAAGGAAACCGACUGGAUUUCAAACACCCUGCUCCCAGAUAUUUACCACUUGCUAUCCCCAUACCUGUGUAUCCUGUGGAUGCUGAGUAGGGUGAAUAGUGCUCGAAUUUCAUUGCAGCAAAUUGAGCCAUUACAUGCAAUUUGCUCUAAUUUAGCCAUGCUUCAUUGUCAAACCCAUAUCGAAUCCUGAAUUCACCUCACCAAUAUCACUGACAGGACAGACCCUCAAUUAUGUUGUGUUUGACUGAUAAAAAAGGCAGUCUGAAACACCCAUAGCUCCUUGAUUUACCAUGUGCUCUUUCUUUUGGGACAUUAGGAGGAAAAUUUGACCUGCAUGGAUUUGUUUUGGUACAUUAGCAUAUACAUUAUAUAUGUUCUCAUAGUCAAAAAUCAACCUCCAUACCAACAGGUUUUUUAAUGAAGUCUUUAAAGUCACCUACAGUACAUAAUUUCCCUCAGAAUUCCUGGCCUUUGAAACCAAUCACUGUAUUGUUCCUUCAAUUAGUUUCGCUGUGGGUCGGUAAUUGCUUUUACAAUUUUAUUACUUUUAAAGCUCUCGCUUAUCUCGACAGUACAGAUAGAAUAUUGCCCCUUGCCUGCUCUGGUCGUGAAUUGAUGGAAAAGGAAACGAUUGAAUUACCCCGGAGAUUUCACGGGGAGAGGAGCAGUUGCACUCGCAUUAUCUUGAAGGCAUUGUUACUUGGUUCUCAUAGUUUUAUGUGGCUGCUGCGUUGUGCAUUUCAUUUGUUUUUUUGUUCUGAAAUUGCUCCAAAUAUUUCAGCACAGUCGAUAGCUUCAUUACAUUCCAGUUAGUUUCUGUUAAGGCCACUUUGAAGUGGUCUUUCCCCUCCAUUCAUUACUCCCAUGGCAGCAUUUAGCACACUUUACACAACAUUUUAUUAAGCUGUGUUGAGUAUUAAACAAACAAAUGUGAUUAGCUGGUGCAGUAGGACAUGAUGCCCUCCACUCCCUCGAUGGAAAGGAUUCUAUUUGACUAGAUUAAGACUGUGGAUUUAGACAAACAUAAUGCAGAAGCAUAAGCUCACAACUAUGAUUGUUUUUACCAACAAGGGCUCAGUCUCAACAAGUUCAGAAAUGGUUUUAAAGGGCCAGACCUUUUCAUGUUUUUUUGUUUGUUUGUUCUUUACCUCCUCCAGUCUCCAAUAAGCACUUUACGUUCAUUAUAGUGCCUUGGUAAAACCCCAUGAUAUGAUAAACCAGCUCGAGUGGCUUUGUUUUUGUGUUCAGGAGUUCCAGAUGUAGUUUCUUUACUAAGAUUGGGGGGGUUAAAAUGUUUUCAUGUCAGAUAUUUGAGCUCCUUUUUCUGUUUUUUGGUCAAGUCCUUUUCUUCAGCUCAUCUUGAUUAACCCACACACACAGUCAUAUACCUAUGAAAGAAACUGCAAGCUCUUUCCACCUGUGUUUUUGAUCUUACAGGGAAAAACUGACCUCGUUAGGAUCACUUCAUAUCAAUUUUUGCCCCUUUUUUGCUUUUCCUAAAAGAGCGAUGAGCUCAUUAGUACUGUAUUUCAGUGUGCAAGGACUAAUGUUGUGGAUUUACGUGCUUGCCUACAUGUGUGGGUGAGUGUUUGUGUUGUGUGUGUUUCUAAAAGUUUAUAAAAAGUUACCUUUUCAACCAAAGAAAGAGAUUCAAAUUUAACCAAAUCAGAAUUAGGCAGUAUUACAAAUUCAGAUAAAUUGUUUCCAUCAGUUCUUAAUGUGCUUCGUUUAGUUCCACCAGCUAUAAAAGUUUUUAAUGGGGAACAAGACAUUCUCAAAAAUUCAUGCUGGUAAUUUUGCAGAAUUGGGAGUUUUCGCUUAAUGGGUGCUACAUCUAUAGAAAUACUUUCUUCUUAACACGUCUGGGUGAGCCCCGAAAGUUCUCAAAGAAAGUGCAGUACAGUUAUAUGAAAAUGAAGAUCAGUGAGUUCUGGAUGGAGCCGUGCUAUAAGAGUUUGAAGAGACUCUUUCUUGAUAGCGGCCGGCUACUUCCUGGUUUCUCUUUGCAUAUUUUAAGACAGAAACUCUAAUCAUCCAAGGUUCAUUUUCGUUAUCAGCCAGAGACAGCUCUGAGUUCUCUCCUGCUCACCAUCUCCUCUAUAAUGAAACAGCAAUGGUCUUUGAGUUCCCAUCGAGUUCACUGAAUUCUCUCACAGUCAGGGACUAAACCAAAAGCUUCCCUUUUCUUCCUGCAGCUAGUGCUCUCACAUUUCAGCGCAGGCCACAAGUAUCGGAAAACUAAGCAAUCCAUCCAUCAUGCUGUGUGACAUAUUCUGCUAUCAUUUGUAAUCUCCCAUUUUCCAUUGUCACCGCAUAUUGACGGCUACAACAAAGCCACACUUACUGCUGUGUUUCUUUCAGGUCCAUUCCAUGCAAUUUACCUUCACUAUUCAGCCCAUUUCGGUGUGUCUAGUGGACUCGAGCAAGGAGGAGAGGGUAAAGAGAUGUAUUCUGAAAAAGAUUCGGAGCUUAAAUGAAUUUUGUUCUGUAAAUGGAGAUAAGAGGGAACUGGUAGUUCCAUGAUUUGGGAUCAGAUCACUGGAGGUAUUAUUGAAAAACUACUGAAUGUAUUUCAUUUCACUGAGUGCAUCAGAAUUUAUCUAUCUAUACUGUGUUCAAUAUCUGUAAUCCCACAACUGCUCCUCUGUUUGUGUGCAGUAAUGGAAAAAAUGAGUUGCCACAAUGUGUCAUCCUCGGGAUAAAAACAGAAUGUCCAAUUUAUCUAGAGUAUAAUACAGCAAAAAUAUUUACAGAGAGAUGCUUUUUAUUACCAGAGACUUUACAUUCCUGUAUUUUUGACAUGGCAACAGAGUUAUUACAAGGUCCCAUGUUUUAUUUAUUUCUUUUCCGUGACAUUAUUUCAUGCCAGCCCAGUAGAUCUCUUAACUAGCCUCUAAAUGAGACUAAAACUCAUGACAACCCAUAGCGCCUAAGCGAGAUCAACACGGCCCUUGAACGCCUCAACAAAACAACAAAACAGUAAAAGACAGAGACUCCGCGUCAGUGUCUUGCUGUACACCAAAAGGGUUACCUGUAAAGAAACGGACAAACAUGGACUUGAGCAGACUGUGUGUAACUACAGAGAGCAACUAUAGAGGGAAAGUGUCUCUAAGAAAAGAGAAUAUGUUAACGAAUAAAAAACUUUUUUUGUACAGAGAUAUAUUUUUAUGGAAAUACAUUUGUAAUAUAAAAAGAAAAAAUGGAUUGACAUAUAUGUAAAUGUUUUUCUUUUUCAUUAUUGUAGUACAAAUGCUAGUGGGGAGUAUAUGAAAAAUCUCUAUAUAUAUAAAUAUAUAUAUAUAUAUAAAUAUAUACAAAGAAAAAUAGAAACAAGGCUUUUUGUAUAUGUAAAAAAGAUUGUACAUAAAAGUUUACAUACAUACUGUACAUAUGUAAGACCCACCAUGGCUUGUCUGCAAUAUAUAAAAUGUAUUUUAUCCGUCUGUAUAUGAUGCUUUGCAUUGUGUCUAAGCUUAUUCUACUUUCUUGAACUUGAAACUUAUUUUGAAGGUUUUGGAAUAAAAUAUAAAACCUA
This is a messenger RNA of Epinephelus lanceolatus (giant grouper), 17209 nucleotides long. RefSeq names its product CUB and Sushi multiple domains 2 (gene csmd2). Lineage: Eukaryota; Metazoa; Chordata; Actinopteri; Perciformes; Serranidae. The record is from RefSeq and is a predicted model, not a curated record.